Messenger RNA from Puccinia graminis f. sp. tritici CRL 75-36-700-3, 937 nucleotides. RefSeq lists its product as uncharacterized. NCBI's taxonomy places the organism in Eukaryota, Fungi, Basidiomycota, Pucciniomycetes, Pucciniales, Pucciniaceae. The transcript is spliced from 4 exons. Bases 114 to 575 code for a protein of 153 amino acids. The record is from RefSeq and is a predicted model, not a curated record.
UUUAAAUGUGCGAACACUUGCCGAUCAGUCGCUACCAUGUUCACCCACAAAACCUAAGUUUUUUUUUCCUCCCACUAGUUUAAUCGAGCUCCGUUGAAGGAUAACUUUCCGUGAUGUUCCAACCAUUCAAGAUCCUCUCGUGGUUACCAUUCAUCUUGCUUGUAGGCAAAUAUUCCGGGAUGGAGCAUUCUGGAAGACCAUGUCCGCUGAUUGCAAGCGAAAUGGCAGAAGACGCUACGCCUGAAUUGCAGAUGGAUUUCCCAAGCUCAUUGAAUUCAGAUCCUCUCAGCGAGCCAAUAUUCCCCGACUCCUCUAUGCAUGGCGGCCCUCUCGGGGAGAACGACGGAUCGUUCAGGGCUACCUUGGAUAUCCGAGCGCCCACAGACGGACGACAGCUUGGCCGUCCAGCAGCAGUCCAGUUAGGUGGGGAAGCACGUCCCCGAAUGAAUCUCGAAAGGCAACAAAGGGGAUUCGUUCUUCGGGAGCGCAAACUCUUCACUCUCCUAGCAAUUGGCUGGGUAAUACUUUAUUUGAUAGUGAUUGAAUUGGCGCUUUUGGCGCGCACUUGGUUUUAGUCUAUGUCCUAGCCCUGUGUUUGAAGACUUCGGCGUUCUGUUGCAUCGUCUGAGUAUUCUUUACCCCUUCCCCCUAUGUUCAGCAAGCUACGCAAGCACAACAUGAAUGUUUUGAGAUAAUGUACCUACAGGGCAUGCAUACACAAACCCAUUCAUCCACACGAUUUUGGUCAAAGUAAUCUUUCUUAUACUGCGAUCUUUAUUGCAGACCAUGGCGAGUCUAGCCGCGCCAUUUUAAUGUGCUUGAAAAACUACUGGAUAUGUUGUUAUAUACGGGGAUUAUACCCAUGAAUAUAAAGCUGAAAUAACCAUACACAAGGAAUGAAAUACAUAGAAAAUGAACAAACUCGACAUCUUCUCAA